CUCUGUGAAUGAGGGAUAGCAUGCACGAAUCCGUCAAAGCGGCGAGUGAAGGGAACGUAACGGGAACACCCCGACUAUCACGCAUUAGAUCUCCUUCCCUCUCUCUCCCAUGAUCCAGAACAUGAACAUGCGACCUAAUAAUCAAUGCAUGCCGACGAUCACGGACAAUUCUGACCUUUGCAACACAAUUCGAUUUUUGUUUGCGCUCCUUCCAGUAAAAGCUUGAUUGGUGGAUUAAAGGAUACGCGAACAAGAGCGAUUUUGACUCGUUCUGGAUCGAUCCUGACUACUUUUUCUCAUUGAUUUUGAUGCUCUUUGUUCUCUUUCUUAGCGGUAUGAUCAAUCCACUAUGUUCCUCUACAGAUUUGGCUUUUUCUUCUUUUUGAAUGAGAAUUCAGAAGCUGGUGCUGCGGUUUCGGUUCUGUUGGUGAGACUGUUUCUGUUUCUGUGGAACGACUCUUGAUGUAGGAAUGCACGUUCUCUGGUUGAAAUCAAUUGAAUGACCGUUUCCUGGCGAAGGAAUUAUUGAUUCUAAGAGUGUAUUGGCAAGAAUGGGAUACUUUGAUCUAUUUAAUCUAUUUUUUUGAUCGUUUCAGAUAAUAGAAUAGUUGGUCUACGUUAAAAACUUGGAGAUGGCAAAGGAAGAAGGUGGUCUGGCGGUAUUGAACAAGAUUGGAGGCGGUGAAGAUAAAGGAAUUAGGAAGAUCCCAGUUCUUCGGAGGGAGCCUUCCUUCUCGAGGUGGUACAGUGAAGUUGGGAUUGAUAGCUUGAACAGUAGUUCGAGGAAUGGGGGGGAGGAUGGAGAUUUUGAGCUGCCCAUAGUUCAGAUCGAUGGGGCUGACAAUGGGGUCAUGGAUAGAGAGGGGAACAGUUCAGCUAAGAUCGGUCACUUAUUGAACAGAUCGAACAGUUUUCGCCAUAGAAAUGUUCAUCUCUAUGAUGAAGACGCGGGAAAUGAUUCGCCCUGCAUUCGUGAAGAUAGUACCGGAAACGGAGAAGAUGUCAGUUUGCCGCGCAAUCAUGAAGAUUCUGCUGGAAGCGGAGAAAAUUUCUCUCCGUUUCUUGUUGAGCAUGAAAAUGGCAGCGUGCCAGGCCGGGUUUCAUCUCCUAAAGAUAGGAGUUUUCGUGAAGUCACGACUGAGGAUGAUAAUGUAGAAUGUUUGAUUCAACCGAAACCAAAGGAUCAGCGCUGUAUUUCUGCAACAUUGUUGCUCAGGACAUUAUUUUUUACACUUAUAUGGUAUACUUCCAGCACAUGCUUGACAGUAUAUAACAAGUCACUUUUGGGAGACCACUUGGGAAAAUUCCCAGCUCCCUUGCUGAUGAAUACAGUUCAUUUUACAAUGCAAGCUCUUUUAUCGAAGGCUAUUAUGUGGUUCUGGUCUCAAAGAUUUGAAGCAAGUGAAGUCAUGUCUUGGAGGAACUACUUCCUAAGGGUCGUGCCAACUGCUCUUGGAACUGCACUGGACAUAAAUUUGAGCAAUGCAUCUCUUGUUUUCAUAUCUGUGACAUUUGCUACAAUGUGUAAAUCUGCAUCUCCAGUAUUUCUCCUUCUAUUUGCUUUUUCCUUCAAGUUGGAAGCUCCAAGCCUUAAACUUUUGGGGAUCAUAUUCAUAAUCUCUACUGGAGUCCUCUUAACAGUAGCCAAAGAGACAGAGUUUGCAUUCCAAGGGUUUUUGUUUGUUAUGCUUGCUGCUGUUAUGUCAGGAUUUCGUUGGUCAAUGACUCAAAUUCUAUUACAGCAAAGCAGCUACUUUGAUGAUUCACGGCACAUCAUUCGAAGCUGCUUGCUCAUGAUUAUUGGAGGUGCUCUUGCAUUUUUUAUGGUUUUAAUGGAGUACAUUCUUGUUUCCGCAACGAGUGCUGUGACAGUCACAAUUGCAGGUGUUGUCAAGGAAGCUGUGACUAUUGUGGUUGCAAUAUUUUACUUCCAUGAUGAGUUCAAUUUGUUGAAAGGACUUGGUCUCUUCAUCAUAAUGGUUGGUGUCAGUUUAUUUAACUGGUACAAGUACCACAAGCUUCAGAAAGGCCAUCUAAGUGAACAUGAAAAGACAAUUGGUUCAUUACAUGAAAAUGGAACAGCAAGAUAUGUCAUUGUUGAUGAUAUAGAAGAGGUGGACGAGGAAGCUUGAAAAACAUAGUUCUCAAUUGACAUAAAUUGGACAAUGAGUUUUGAGAUGUUGUGGCAACGUAAAUGGCAGCAGAAGCAAGAUUUAUGUAUCCGCUUACAGGAGGUUCUUUUCUAACUUGAAGAAUGCCAAUUCCAUUACGUACUACAACAUAAAUUGGCCGUCCAUUUGUGUUUGGCGCAUAAUCUGCUGGCUCUUCAUGGUCGAUCUUCGAUGAGCACCUGCUCUUGUAUUUCUAUCUAAUGCUUCAAGUACAGGAAAUACGAAAGUAUCGGAAGGUUGGUUUGCAACGUUAAUGGAGUUUACCCAACUAAAGGUUUGUAUUUGAUCACCUCGUGUUGUGACCACUACUACUAAUGGGGCCUCCAAGCUGCAGCGUUUGAUUAGAAGAGACCCAAGCCAAAUAGUCUCUAUUUAAUUCAUUCUUCAAAAUUUUAAAUUAUUGGUUAUGUACAGGAAAAUAACACCCUAAAAUUGAUUGGGGAGUAAGGAAGUUUUUCUUUUGAAGAUAUUUCCACAGUUUUGUU
This is a messenger RNA of Nymphaea colorata (pocket water lily), 2656 nucleotides long. Its product is annotated as probable sugar phosphate/phosphate translocator At1g06470. The transcript is spliced from 11 exons. Gene Ontology annotation, molecular function: antiporter activity. Gene Ontology annotation, biological process: UDP-glucose transmembrane transport. Gene Ontology annotation, cellular component: cis-Golgi network; endoplasmic reticulum-Golgi intermediate compartment; Golgi apparatus. Bases 633 to 2132 code for a protein of 499 amino acids. Lineage: Eukaryota; Viridiplantae; Streptophyta; Magnoliopsida; Nymphaeales; Nymphaeaceae. The record is from RefSeq and is a predicted model, not a curated record.